Messenger RNA from Telopea speciosissima, 516 nucleotides. RefSeq names its product 50S ribosomal protein L27, chloroplastic-like. Gene Ontology annotation, molecular function: structural constituent of ribosome. The record is from RefSeq and is a predicted model, not a curated record. The coding region runs from base 16 to 345 and encodes 109 amino acids. Gene Ontology annotation, biological process: translation. Gene Ontology annotation, cellular component: ribosome. NCBI's taxonomy places the organism in Eukaryota, Viridiplantae, Streptophyta, Magnoliopsida, Proteales, Proteaceae. The transcript has 2 exons.
UAAAUUAUUACUAAUAUGCCUAAAUUCCCUAUGAUAUUUAAUUUUUCAUUUGCGACGUUUCAGUUUCACCCAGGGAAGAAUGUUGGGAUGGGCAAGGACCACACUCUCUUUUCGCUGAUUGAUGGAUUAGUAAAGUUCGAGAAGUUUGGACCAGACAGGAAAAAGGUUAGUGUUUAUCCACGUGUCGAGCAGCCUGAAAACCCAAAUAGCUACAGAGCACGGAAGAGAGAGUAUUUCAGGAUGCAACGUGAACGCCGUAAAGCAAGAAAGGAAGGCAUUGUACCCCAACCUCAAAUGGUAUUGGCUUCAGUGGAGGAAAUUUCCAACAGCAACCCUAUCUGCUGAUCAGUUCGUAUGUUCUGAGUUUGAAAGGUGACACUAACUGUACCCUUCAAUGAUCAAUUCAUUGACAUGUAAGCACUAUACAUCACAUGACCAGGUUUUGGUUCCAUUGUGAUGCAGGUAAAUCACAGAAAUGGACUAAUUUUUUGUAGAAAUAAGCCUUGUGCUGGGUUC